Messenger RNA from Suillus plorans, 504 nucleotides. RefSeq names its product SDHD, membrane anchor subunit of succinate dehydrogenase. The record is from RefSeq and is a predicted model, not a curated record. Gene Ontology annotation, cellular component: mitochondrial envelope; membrane. The transcript has 5 exons. Lineage: Eukaryota; Fungi; Basidiomycota; Agaricomycetes; Boletales; Suillaceae. The coding region runs from base 1 to 504 and encodes 167 amino acids. Gene Ontology annotation, molecular function: heme binding; ubiquinone binding. Gene Ontology annotation, biological process: tricarboxylic acid cycle; mitochondrial electron transport, succinate to ubiquinone.
AUGGCUUCGUCCGUGAUCCUUCGUUCAACGUUGCCCAGAACCUUUACUUCUGCCACUGGACGUAAUUCCCUACGAUUCGCGUUGCAAGUGAGAGCGGCAAGCUCGACUACGCAGUAUGUGCCAGGCGGACCUAUCUUGAAGGGCACGGUCAACGACCCUACGGAGUUCCCCCCUCCAUCAAGAACGCAUGGCUCGUAUCACUGGGCAUUCGAGCGCCUUCUUGCUGCCUCCCUCGUACCCAUGACCGCAGCCGCCUUUGUAACCUCUGGGUCAUCCUACCCCGUCUUCGACGGAUUGCUCGGUCUUAGCUUGGUGAUGCACUCUCAUAUUGGGUUUGACUCGAUGGUUGUGGACUAUGUGCACAAACGCAAAUUCCCUGUCCUUGGCCCUAUCCUGACCUGGACACUGAGAUCGGCCACGGUCGGUGUGCUCGUUGGCGUCUAUCAGUUCAACACGAAUGACAUUGGCUUGACGGAGUUGAUUGCGAAGGUCUGGACAGCAUAA